Messenger RNA from Labrus mixtus (cuckoo wrasse), 1611 nucleotides. It is a transcript of the gene kng1, whose product is annotated as kininogen 1. The coding region runs from base 95 to 1186 and encodes 363 amino acids. Gene Ontology annotation, molecular function: cysteine-type endopeptidase inhibitor activity. NCBI's taxonomy places the organism in Eukaryota, Metazoa, Chordata, Actinopteri, Labriformes, Labridae. The transcript has 8 exons. Gene Ontology annotation, cellular component: blood microparticle; extracellular region. The record is from RefSeq and is a predicted model, not a curated record. Gene Ontology annotation, biological process: negative regulation of blood coagulation; negative regulation of endopeptidase activity; positive regulation of cytosolic calcium ion concentration.
GCCCUUUUUAUUAAAUUGAUGAACUGUCGCUAAAAGUGUUGCAUUUCUUUACCUCGGAGAAGAGCAAAGCCAAAAAGUCCAUCAGGAUCAGACGAUGAGGAGUGCGUUGGGGCUCUGUGUCCUGGGCCUGCUGUGCCUCUACAGCCCGGUGUCUGGGCAGGAUGCAGUGCAGGUCCAGCCUGGCGUCCUGAUCUUUUGUGACGACCCGUCUGUAGAGAAAGCCGUCCACAGUGCCGUGCACAAGUUCAACGAGGCACUAAACAGCGGACACAACCUGGCCCUCUUUCAGAUACUUUCAGCCAGGAAGUCAGAGAAUGGCUCAGACUCAGUGUACUCGCUGGAGUUCACCAGCAGGAGGAGCGACUGCCUAGCUGGAAGCAACAAACCCUGGACAGACUGCGACUACCUGCCUUAUGGACGCAAGGAGCCAAUUUCAUGCAAUGCCACCGUCUACAUGACAGAGACUGAAGCAGACACCAGACAGGUGGACUGCAUGUUGGAUAAUUUAAUCAUUCCAGAGAAAGCGUCUUGUCUGGGCUGCCCUGAGGACAUCGAUGAGAACUCAGAGGACCUUAAAACUCCUAUUUCAGUCUCCAUCGCCAAGUAUAACUCCAUCUCCGACUCUACUCACCUGUUCUCCCUGCACACUGUCGGCCCCGCCACCAGACAGGUUGUUGCAGGUUUCAGGUUCAAGCUGACGUUUGAUAUGAAGAAGACGACGUGCGCCAAGGCAGACCACAAAGACCUAAAUGAACUGUGUGUCCAUGAUGACGAGAACCUGGAGUUUGCUUACUGUAACUCUACAGUGGAUGUAGCACCGUGGAGACUCGAGCCCCCAGUGGCCAACAUAGAGUGUGACGCAGGAGCAAUGCCUCCAGUGGAGUUCACCAGGCGUCGUCCUCCUGGUUGGUCUCCACUCAGAAGAGUUGUCAAACCCUCCUCGACUAUCCCACCUCCAAUUAAUCCAACCGCGCCGUCUACAUUCAAAACCGCACAAGAGUCGUCUGAGGAGGACACCAAGACCUCAAAACCCACCGCCUCCCCCAGUUUUACGAGCGCAAACCUCUUCCACUGCCCAUCCGAGCCCUGGAAACCGUUCAAUCCCAUCGAACCUGCAAUGUCCGCAGGUCCUACAAAGGCUCCUGAAGUCGAGGAGGGAUUGAAAGAUACCGACCUGAUUGCAUGAAGUUUUUCCUCCAGGGAACCUCAUUUAUAUUCAUAAUAAUCUCACUUGUCAUGCUCUCACAGCUGAUUCUUUUUUAUUUUAUUUCGUAGACCAUUCUGCAUUAGACUGAGUUGCAUCCUCCAAGCUGUUGCACAGAUUUGAAACUGCAACAGUCACGUUGAUAAAAUAGCAAGCAAAGGAGAAAAGUAAAUACAAAAGCAACAUAUUUUGGACAUUGUAGCACACUCAGAGAAAAAGAAAAAAGACUGACGUGAUGAUAAAGCUCUGCACUGUUAUCAUAUGAAGUGAAAAAUCUAAGUAAUGCACAUUUAACUGCCCACUUUGUGGAUUAAACGAGAUGUGAGAAAUGGAGAAGAGUACAUUGAAAGUCUGUCAUCCUCAUCAGGAAGAAUAUUCAAGAAAACAAAAUAAAACUUUGUUCUGUU